CUGCUGGGGCUGAGGAACUAAGGGCCGGGGUCUGGCCCAGGGUCGGAGGGAACGGCGCUAGCGGCGGCGGUGGCGGCGGCGCUUUUAGUUCUUCCAGGGGGAAGCUCUCGCUCACCGAAGGCCAUGGCAAGCGAGGUGGUGGCUGAGCUCCACCUAGGUGUUGAAGAUCCCAAACUGAACACAAAGGAUGAAACCGAUUCAGACAGUGGGCAGAGCAGCUGUGAAACAGCCUCUUCAGGACAUUCCAACACAAAAAGCACACCCCUGAUUGAAGGAGACUCAGAUGAAGAGAUCUUUGUGAGUAAGAAAUUGAAACGCAACAAGUUCCUCCUGCAGGACAGUGACAGUGAAGAAGAGGACAGAGUCGUCCUUCCUAAGAAGGCUGAUGGUGGCAACAUAGAGGUGGAAACUGGGGAGAAUAAAGAAAACAUAUAUGCGGGAAUAAAAGGAAAAGCCCGAAAGAUUUACCAAGCUCUGAGGGACAGUGAUGAGAGUGAUGCUGGGGAUCCGCCAUACCAGAAGAACCUUGACAGCCGGGUGAUGGUUCCUUUGGCUGAAAGUACUUUGGAUCUGGGUUCCCAAUCCCUGGAGUCUGCAACCUUGCCAGUAGGUGCCAGAAAAAGAUUCAAAGAACGUACUCGGGAUAAAGAAGACACUGGAGGGAAAAGAAAAGGGAGGUCACAAAGGAAGCUUGAGAAAGAAGCCAAAAAGAUGGAAGUGAUUGGUCGGCUGAAAAAAAAGGAAAAUAAAAAUGAGGAAGUGGAAACCAAACAGCCCUUCAAUGACAGUGGCUGUCUUCUUGGGGACAGCGACCUUUUUGAGACUGGAUUGGAGGAAGAAAAUCAUUCCCCACCAGAAGAUGAAGAAUCAUUAGAAUCAAUACGAGCUUCGGUGAAAGGCAAAGUCAAAAAGUACAAGAAAAAGGAGCCGUCUUUGGAAAGUGGGGGCUGUUCAUUUGAAGAUGAAAAGGAGCUGCCAAAAGGGAUGAUGAGAAAGGAGAGGAAGGCAGCUAAGCUAAGUAAGGAAGCUAUGAAGAGACUGCAUAGUGAGACCCAAAGACUCAUUCGAGAGUCUGCACUUUCUCUUCCCUAUCACAUGCCUGAAAACAAAACCAUUCAUGACUUCUUCAAACGCAAGCCGAGACCUUCUGGCCAGGGAAAUGCCAUGGCAUUGCUGAAGUCAUCUAAGUAUCAGGCACACCUCAGCAAAGAAAUCAGCACUACUGACCCCGGUGAUAUUAGCAAUGCCAGCCACACCAAAGGUGCUACCCAGGUGAUGGGCCCUGAACCAGAACGUGAGAACUGCCCAAUUUCUUUAGCUCCUGAGGCUCCCCAGAACUCUGCUGACUCUGCUGACCAGCCUGCUUGUGAAGAGGUGACAAAAGAAGAGCCAGAAUGUCACGGGGAUCAGGGACAGAAGGAAGACUUGGGGGCCACCACGAGCCCUUCAUUCAAGGACAUUUCAGAACAUCAGCAGGAAUCCGAAGUCUUCAGUAGUAAGGGGCCAGAGCAGACAGAGCCUAGGGCCCUUGUGACACUCGAACUUAACAUUCUCGAGGAAGAAAAAGAGCCACAAGGUCCUAAUGACACAAAGGGAAAGGUAGAUGAGGUCAAGCGGCAAGCUACAGUAACAGCCACAGUGCCAUCAGAAAAAGGAAGGAAGGUCACACUGGAUAAACUUCAGCGACUGGGAGUAGAUCUCUCCAUUAAGCCAAGACUGGGGGCUGAUGAGGAUUCUUUUGUGACUCUUGAUGAGCCUGAAACCAAUAAAGAACUGGAAGCUUUGAAGGAGCGUUUCUGGAAGCAUGCAUGUCCCACAGCCAAGGCCCAAACCGCAUCUGAACGAAAGGUGGACCUGAGCAUCAUCGUGAAGGAGACAGGGCCCGAUGGCAAGGAGGAGCUGAAGGCCGAUGUGGUCCCCCUGACUUUGACAACGGAGAAAUUAGAUGGAGUGAGCUAUGCAAAGCCAGGUGAGAAGCUACAGGUGCUGAAAGCAAAACUCCAGCAGGCAAUGAAACUCCGGAGAUGUGAGGAGCGCCAGAAGCGGCAGGCGCUUUUGAGGCUGGAUAAUGAGGAUGGCUUUGAGGAAGAGGAAGAGGAGGAGGAGGAGGAGGAGGAGGAAGAGAUGACAGAUGAAUCAGAGAAGGAAGAAGAGGAGGAGGUGGAGGAGGAGGAGGAAGACAAUCAGGAGACAGGAGAAUUUCUUCUUGAUGAUGAAGAGGUAGAAGACAAGGAUAUGAAAGAGGAAGAUAAAGAAAUGGAUAAGGAGAACAUUGUUGAUAGCUCAGAAAUUUUCAAGGCUGUUGAUUGUAGCUCUAUUCCUAAGCCUCCUGCUUUGGAAUCUACCUUGCUCCUGUUCAAAGACAGCUCCUCCAAGAUGGGAUACUUUCCUUCUGAAGAAAAAUCUGAGACUGAUGAAAGCACAGGCAAAAGACCUAGUAAACUAGAAGAAGAUGAUUCAUGCUCAUUGCUAACAAAGGAGAGCAGCCACAACAGCAGCUUUGAGAUGAUCGGUUCCAUGAUUGCUCCAUAUCAGCCUUGCAACAAGCAGUCUGGCCGUGGGACUGGCUUAUUCCCUGGGGUGGGGGGGUUCCGAUCCCUCUCCCCUGGGUUAUUUCGAACAAGUUUGAUCAGCUCCACUUCCAAGAGUUCAGGGAAGCUGUCUGAGCCUUCCCUUCCCAUAGAGGAUUCCCAGGAGCUGUACAACGCCUCCCCGGAGCCGAAAACUCUCUUCCUGGGAGCAGGAGACUUCCAGUUCUGUUUAGAAGAUGACACUCAGAGCCAACUGUUAGAUGCAGAUGGGUUCUUAAAUGUUGGGAAUCACCGAAAUAAAUACCAGUCUUUGAAACCACGGGUGCCAUUGGCCAGCAUGGAUGAGAAUGCCAUGGAUGCCAAUAUGGACGAGCUGUUGGAUUUGUGUACAGGGAAGUUUAAGUCUCAAGAUGAAAAACCUUUGCCUGAGAAGGAUGACAGAAAGGAAGACAUGGAGGAACUUCUGGGUCUUUGUUCAGGGAAAUUCACUUCUCAGGAUUCUUCAACGCCUGCUCCUUCAGAGUCCUCCAAGCAGGAGAAGGAGAUGGGCAUCGAUGACCCAAUGGCCGAAGCCCUCGCUCUUUGUUCAGGCUCCUUCCCAACAGAAAGGGAACAGGAAGGUGAAGAAGAGGAGGAGUUUGGUGAUUUUCAGCUUGUCACUGAUAGCAAUGUGUCUGAUAGUGAAGAAGGGGAGCAUUCUGAAUCCGACAAUGAACCUUCUGAAGCCCAGGACGAUGGUGAUGAAGCUUCUGAAUUGGAGGAAGCCCAUGAGGAAGAAGAUGAUGAUGAGGAAGAAGUCUUGAAGCAGUCUGAAAGACAAAAAAGGCAAAUGAGACUGAAGAAGUACCUGGAAGAUGAGGCAGAGGUGUCAGGGAGUGAAGUGGGAAGUGAGGAUGAGUACGAUGGAGAAGAAAUUGAUGAAUAUGAAGAAGAUGUAAUUGAUGAAGAGCUUCCUUCAGAUGAAGAACUGCAGGAUCAGGUCAACAAGAUACACAUGAAAGCCGUGUUGGAUGAUGAUAAGCGACAGCUGCGCUUGUACCAGGAAAGGUACCUUGCUGAUGGAGACCUGCACAGCGACGGCCCUGGACGCAUGAGGAAGUUCCGUUGGAAGAACAUAGAUGAUGCUUCCCAGAUGGACAUGUUUCACAGAGACUCUGAUGAGGAUCAGAGUGAAGAACAGCUUGACGAGACAGAAGCCAAAUGGAGGAAAGAGCGGAUUGAGCGAGAACAGUGGCUUCGGGACCAGGCUCAGCAGGGGAAAAUUACAGCUGAAGAGGAAGAUGAAAUUGGAGAAGAGAGUCAGUUUAUGAUCCUGGCUAAGAAAGCCACUGCCAAAGCACUUCAGAAAAAAGCCAACCAUGUCACUGUUGUUCAGGAAGUGAAAACCUUGCCCAGGAGCCCCUUUGAAGCUAUCAGACCUGGCAGUGCCCACCAGCUAAGGACAGGCUCACUGCUGAAUCAACCCAAAACCCUGCUGCAGAAGUUGUCGACCCUCUCUGACCUCAACCCUAGCGCUCCUCGAAACUCCCGGAAUUUUGUCUUCCACACACUCUCCCCAGUCAAGAAUGAGGAGGCAAAGGAGCCUUCUAAGCCCCAGGUGAAGAGAAAGGGUCUGCCUUUGGCCUCCCCAUCUCCCAAGCACCUCAAAGCAGACAGCACUUUAGGACCAAACCGGAGCAUCUUUAAGUACUUGGAAAGCUAACUUUGUCUAGACUUGGUGCCAACAACCACCUCGAGUCAAAAAGCCGGAAUCGGAAGCCAUCUUGGGACCUUCCUGGCACCAAGGGCUGGAAUCGAUUUCUGCUCCAACCUCCUCUCCUCUUUUCCCGGUCAGCACAUUAAGAAGAAACUUUGAGGACUGAGCCCAGUACUUUCUGCAUGCACAGCUUCCCUUUGCUGCUGCAUCAGACUCUAUAUUGGCCACUGGUCUUCUGCUGCAGUGCUCAGGAUGCCAUCACUGAAACAAUUGGCUAAAACUGUCCUUCCUCCGUUCAGUUUCUGAUAUACCAUGUGGCACAGAGGCCUACCCUGACAGGAGGGGCAAGGUAGAUAGAUUGUGAUUUAAAGAAGUACAGCAUUGAGGAAGAAAUCGGUGUUAAUAACAGUGGCAGGGGCAGUCACCAUGGUAGAAUUAAAUUCCCUUCAAAAAGAUCCAGGGCAAUGGGCCUUCAGAGGCUGGCCUUAUAAAUGUCAUUGAACCCCCCCCCCCACACACACACACACAUGUCCACACCCUUAUUCCUCUCUUUCAAUCAGCCUCAAAUUUCCAGAAGUUUGCUUUUGUUGUUUUUAUGGUACAAUCUCCAAAAAGAUUCUUCUCCUAGCACUCAGGCCCUCACCCUCAUCGGGGUGAGAUUGAUAGGGAGAGGAAAUAGGGUAAUACCUCAAGCCCAGUGGCUUGAAGUCAGGAGAAACUUGCUCCUUUUUCCCUUAAAUCCCCAACAAGACAGGCAAAUCUUUUCACCUGGGCCAAAAUCACCCUCCCCUAGUCAGAAGUCUAGGCUGCUUCUCACUCUCCGGAGGAGAAUCUUCCCACUUGUAUUUUUCCAGGGCUUGAACACGUGGCCCUUCCCUGACCAGGGCAGUGGCAUUAUCUUUAAUUAAUUAACCCAAGAGAUGACCUCUGUGCCAUUCCUGCCCCAGAAAAUUGUUCUUUUGUACAAGCUUCGUGGCUGAAGGGAACUGUUCCCAGAGUUUCCCCCUGACCCGAGGAGCCAGGCUCCCCCAAAGAGGAAACUCGGAGUGCUUGGGGAGGCUGCUCAGGCCGUGCCGGUCCCUCUGGGAAGAAGGCCUUCCUGCGCAUUAGUUCAGCUGGUAUCAUUAGGUCUGAGGCUUCUUUCAGUGCUUUCUGGCACUAAUGAUUCUGAUGUCAUAUGGCAGAGCUAUUUGUAUAUUUGUAAUUUUAUGGGGGUGGGGAGGAAUGUAUAAAAUGUCUUAAUGCAGAUGUAGUUUGUAAUAAAUGUCAGUGCGUGUGACCCACAGAACAACUUUUUAAAUUCUCAGGUCAGGUGUGUGUCUCUUUCUAGGACACAUCGGCCCA
Dromiciops gliroides (monito del monte) is the source of this 5571-nucleotide messenger RNA. It is a transcript of the gene CLSPN, whose product is annotated as claspin. The record is from RefSeq and is a predicted model, not a curated record. Gene Ontology annotation, biological process: activation of protein kinase activity; mitotic G2 DNA damage checkpoint signaling; mitotic DNA replication checkpoint signaling. The coding region runs from base 124 to 4233 and encodes 1369 amino acids. The transcript has 25 exons. Gene Ontology annotation, molecular function: anaphase-promoting complex binding. Lineage: Eukaryota; Metazoa; Chordata; Mammalia; Microbiotheria; Microbiotheriidae.